Messenger RNA from Lathyrus oleraceus (garden pea), 459 nucleotides. RefSeq lists its product as uncharacterized. Bases 1 to 459 code for a protein of 152 amino acids. NCBI's taxonomy places the organism in Eukaryota, Viridiplantae, Streptophyta, Magnoliopsida, Fabales, Fabaceae. The transcript is spliced from 2 exons. The record is from RefSeq and is a predicted model, not a curated record.
AUGGGUCUUAUUUUGUCUACUAUGAAUAGUGGACUAGUUAUCGACACUCCAGUUAACAUGUCAGUGACUACUUCUUUGGUAUGUAUGAAUUGGCGUUUGUCCAUCAAUGGUAAGGACUUUGGUAUUGAUUUAAUUUGUUUAGUGCUGGAAGAUAUGGAUGCAAUUAUGGGAAUGACCUGGUUAAAGUUCAACCAUGUUUCUUUCAAUUGUUACAACAAAACUUUAUGGUUUCUUGCUCCUGAAGAUGAAGCUAAAUCAUUUUCAAUGUUUGCCUCUGUAUCUGUGGAGAGUCAGGCAAAUAUUGAAGGGUUACCAGUGGUGUGUGAAUUUCCAGAGGUGUUUCCAGAUGACAUGUUUGGAUUUUCCCCCAAGAGAGUGGUGGAGUUUACUAGUAAUCUUGUACUUGGUACUAGGACGGUUUCUACGGAACCAUACAAAAUGGUUGCAUCAAAGUUGUGA